This is a messenger RNA of Emiliania huxleyi CCMP1516, 2692 nucleotides long. RefSeq names its product oligosaccharyl transferase. The transcript has 21 exons. The record is from RefSeq and is a predicted model, not a curated record. The coding region runs from base 5 to 2692 and encodes 895 amino acids. Lineage: Eukaryota; Haptophyta; Isochrysidales; Noelaerhabdaceae. Gene Ontology annotation, cellular component: membrane. Gene Ontology annotation, molecular function: oligosaccharyl transferase activity.
AGCGAUGGCAAAGCCCAAAGGCGGCUCCGCCGCCGCGCCCACGCACGCCGCGCCGCCGCCGACGAAGCGGCUGCCGGCCGGCGCCAAGGCGACCGCUGGGCUGUGCGUCUUCAUCGCCGCGAUGGGCGUGGUGGCGCAGCAGGCCUACGACAUCCGCAUGUACGCCAUCCGCGACUACGGCUAUGUCAUCCACGAGUUUGACCCGUGGUUCAACUAUCGCGCGACCGAGUACCUCGCCGCCAACGGCUGGCACGCCUUCUUCCACUGGUUCGACUACAUGUCGUGGUACCCCCUCGGGCGCCCCGUCGGCACGACGAUCUACCCAGGCAUGCAGAUCACCGCCGUCGCCAUCUGGCGCGCGCUCGGCAAGCUCGGCUCCGCCAUCUCGCUGAACGACGUCUGCUGCCUGGUGCCUGCGUGGUUCGGCGUCUCCGCCUCGAUUCUGGUCGGGCUCUUCGCGGCGGAGUGCUCUGGCCGCAAGAGCGCCGGCGCUUUCGCCGCCCUCAUCAUGGCCAUCGUGCCAGCGCACAUCAUGCGCUCCGUCGCGGGUGGAUUCGACAACGAGUCCGUCGCCACCACCGCCCUCGUCGCAACCUUCUACUGCUGGGUGCGCGCGCUGCGGGACCGGCCGACCGCACGCGACGGCGAGGCGACUGCGGACAGCUACGCGUUCGGCGUCGUGUGCGGCCUCGCCUACGUCUACAUGGUUUCGGCGUGGGGCGGGUACGUGUUUGUGGUCAACAUGAUUGGGGCGCACGCCGCCGCUCUCGCCGCUGGCGGCCGCUACUCCUCCAAGCUCCACCGCGCCUACUCGCUUUUCUACGUCAUCGGCACUGCGGGCGCCACUCGGGUGCCUCCGGUCGGGCUCGCGCCGCUGCGGUCGCUCGAGCAGAUGCUGCCGCUCCUCGUCUUCCUGGGCGUGCAGCUGCUCGAGGCCGUCGAGGUCGAGAGGCGCAAGAAGCGCCUCACCCCCGCCCAGGUGUGGAAGCGGCGGGUGCAGCUGGCGAUGCCCGCCGCUGCUCUGCUCGUUGUGGCCACCGCCGCCAUCCUCCCGACCGGCUACUUCGGCCCGCUCUCGUCGCGUGUGCGCGGCCUCUUCCUCAAGCACACGCGCACGGGCAACCCGCUGGUCGACUCGGUGGCGGAGCACCAGCCGGGCUCGACGAUGAUGUACCGGCAGUACCUGCAAAACGUCUACCCGCUGGUCCCCUGCGGCUUCGCCCUCUCUCUCCUCCGACUCACCGACGCGAACACGUUCCUGCUCCUCUACGGCGCCAUCGCCUACUUCUUCGCCUCGAAGAUGGCGCGCCUCGUCAUCCUCCUCGGCCCGCCGGCCUCCGCCUUCGGCGGCGUCGCCCUCGGCUUCGGCUUUGACUUUCUGAUUGUCGACGCGCUGCUGCGGCUGCUCGGCUACGCGGCGGAGGAGGAGGAGCCCGGCGGGAAGAAGAGCCCCGGCCCCGCCCUCGACGUGGCUGCAAGGGAAGAGCCAAAGGAGGCGCUUAAGGACGCGCCACAGGGAGGCAACGGCGGUGCAGGCCUGCUGAAGAGCAAGCCCAAGCCGUCGCAGCUUGCGGCGGCGGCAAAGGCGCGGCGCGCGGAGAGCCGCCGCGCAGAGACCAACCCGUUCGGCGGGGUCGCCGCGGCGAGGGAGGAGGCGGCGGCGGCGGUGAUGGCGGUGGCCGAUUCUCCGGGCGGCGUCAAGACGCGGCUGUGUAUGGGGCUCGCUCUGGCCCUCGCGACAAUCUACGCAUACUACGACUUCCACGCCUACUGCCACCGUAUGGCGGAGGGGUCGUCGCGGCCGCAGAUCAUGUUCAAAGCGACGUACUCGAACGGGCAGACGGUGAUGGUGGACGACUACCGCGAGGCCUGGCUGGCGUACUGGUGGCUGCGCGACAAGACGCCGGAGGACGCGCGCGUGAUGGCCUGGUGGGACUACGGCUACCAGAUCACCGGCAUCGCCAAUCGCACCUCGGUCGCCGACGGGAACACGUGGAACCACGAGCACAUCGCGACGCUCGGACGGAUCCUCACGGCGCCGCAAGAGGAGGCGCACUCGUACGCGCGCCACCUCGCCGACUACGUGCUCGUCUGGGCGGGCGGCGGAGGCGACGACCUAGCAAAGUCGCCGCACCUGGCGCGGAUCGGCACCGCGGCCUUCCACGGCCGGUCGGAGUCUGUUUCUUUUGCGCCACGCAGCAAUUCGGUCUUCCACGGCCACUGCGGCAACGACCCCACCUGCAGCAACUUUGGUUUCUACCGCGACCGCUCGCCGACACCGAUGAUGGAGAAGUCGCUGCUGUACAAGCUCGUGCUCAACGGGCAGCGAGGCGUCGCCGUCAACUCGUCGUACUUUGAGCACGCCUACUCCUCCAAGCACGGCAAGGCGAGGAAUUCAUUAGUCCGCAUCUACAAAGUGAAGCGCGUCUCGCUCAAGUCGAAGCUGUGGGCGGCCGACCCGGCGAACCGCGUGUGCGAUGCGCCCGGCUCGUGGUACUGCGUCGGCCAGUACCCGCCCGCGCUGCAGGAGUUCAUCAACUCGCGCCGCAACUUCAAGCAGCUCGAGGACUUCAACGUCAAGCGCGACGCCGCCAGCCAAAAGUACCACGAAGAAUACAUGCGCCGCAUGGGCGGCGGCGCAGGGGGGAGGCCUGCCGAGAGCGCGGCCGCCGCCGCCGCCGCCGCCGAGUGA